Candidula unifasciata is the source of this 236-nucleotide messenger RNA. NCBI's taxonomy places the organism in Eukaryota, Metazoa, Mollusca, Gastropoda, Stylommatophora, Geomitridae. The record is from the annotation of a GenBank genome assembly.
GGCAUCGACAAAACUACACAGUUCAGUAUUACAAAUCUCAGAAUGACUUGCUGUUUGGUCUCUCACAAGGAGCAUAUGCUGGCAUCAUCUGUGCAUUCUUGUUCAUUUGCUGCGUUAUCAUUCUGAUUACAGUGCGCGCAGUCAAAAGAAAUCUCCGGAAUUCUGCAGCCAAAUCAGACACGGGAAUGGAGCAAGAAAUGGUUGAAAAAAUGAUCCCAGCAACACCCCACACAUAA